AUGACUGUCGGCCAGGCGCCACGGCUCACGGUCACACCUCCCGACCGUGGGUCCUUCCCAUUGGAUCACGACGGUGCAUGCAAGACCAUCAGCGACCGUUACGUGAAAUGUGUUCGUGCGCUAAAGGGCAACGCGUUUGAGUGUCGUUCGUUGGCUGCGGAGUAUAUGAAGUGCCGAAUCGAGAACAAGUUGCUUGUGGAAGAGCCGUUGAGUAACUUUGGUUUCCGUGAUUGCGACAUCAAACCUGAUGCUUCAACUGCCAACUUGUCAGAGAAUAUUGUGACUGGAGACUCAUUGGUGCGUCCACGUGAGGAUAGGAAGGAGUCUCGCGGUUUCGUUGCUGGAAGCAGCGUGGUGGAGAACUAUGCGAAAGAGCAGUCUUUCCUCUCGCGGAUCAUGUCUAGGUUCUUAAACUAA
Molecule: messenger RNA, 417 nt
Organism: Babesia ovata
Lineage: Eukaryota; Apicomplexa; Aconoidasida; Piroplasmida; Babesiidae
Product: cytochrome c oxidase assembly COX19
Exons: 1
Coding region: 1-417 (138 amino acids)
Biological process (GO): mitochondrial respiratory chain complex IV assembly
Cellular component (GO): mitochondrial intermembrane space
Source: RefSeq, a predicted model, not a curated record